AUGGCCGAGAAAUGCCUCCGCAACGCCAGCUGCAAGUGCAGCAUGUGUGCUGGCUUCGACGUGGCGUCUCUUAUGAACAUCUCCAAGUCCAUUUCAUCCAACAUCAACUACGGAGAAGGUGAAGAGGAGGACGGAGUUCAAGAUGCAGCGCCUCCACCUCCUCGAUUCGGCGGCGUGGCCAACUCGCCGCCUGUCCCGUCCCAGAAGCAGAGUGUGGUGGCCAAUUCUCCGCCUUUACGAGCCGCUACGAGGCCUCCACCAGCCCCACAAAGCGUCCACAUGGAUACUCCAAUGGAAGACAUCACUAUCGCCGAUUAUACAGCGCAGGACGUCGUCAUGGAGUCGUCUCCGACGCUGAAAGACGCGCAGAUGGAGAGUGUUGCCUCCACGCUGUCUAAUAUGGAGGUCGACAGUCCAGGAGGACCAGGAGAUGCUGUCUCAAUCGACGCAGUACUGCCGAAACUCUCAGACAAGAACUGGAAGGUACGCAAAGAAGGCUUCGAGGAGCUCAAGACGCUGUUCGAACAGCCAGGAGUCAAGACGAGCCUCGUGAGACCGGCGAUGGAGCUGUUUAAGAUGUGCGAGGACGCCAACGCCAGUGCCAUGGAAGCGGGGAUUGCCGCGGUACUUGCGUACACUUUGAACGUGGAGCCAUUUGACAAGGACAUCGUGGGCGGCGUCAUGGCGCGCGUCACAGAUAAAGGCUUCUCGGCCAGACCGGGCAUCGUCAAGUUGUGUACAGAGCUGACCGACGCGUUUAUCGCUGCAGGCGCCGCAGAGGAGACGGUGACGGCGCUGCUGGAAGGCACGAACAACCGCAAGCCGAAAGUGCCUCCAGCUUGUGCGACGUGUGUACUGGACGCGCUGAAGGAAUACGGGCCGCGUGUUGUACCGUUGCAAGCUAUCAAAACAGCGCUACCGAAGCUGAUGGAAGGAGCAGUGAAGGUGCGGCCGAUAGCGAUGAGUAUUAUGGUGGAGAUCCAUCGCUGGACUGGCCCUGCGCUCGUACAGGACAUUGUAGCCAAUCUACGACAAGCACAGCAGACGGAGUUUGAGGAACAGACUAAGGAUGUCACAGCUGGUCAGGCAGCUCCGACCAAGUUCGUUAGAGGCGCGAAACCUGCUAAAGCUGCAGGCGGGAAGCCUUCGAGUGGUGUAUCCCAUACGGCUGAGCCUGCCGCCCCAGCGUUCGACCCUCGUGACUUUGCAGAGACUGUGGAUUUACUUGCGAAGCUCCCGAAGACGGAGUUUAAGACCAAGUUGGCGCUACCCAAGUGGAGUGAAAAGGUGGAGGCGUUGAAGAUCGUGCUGGAGCUGAUUGGCCCCGUACCGAAGCUAGCGAAUGGCGAGUACUACGAACUCGUGUCGACGCUGAAGGCACUGACGAAUGACUCGAACGUCAACAUUGUGGCCAAGUCGAUUGAAGUGUUUGGAGCGCUGGCGGACGGUCUGCGGAAGAACUUUACGCAGUAUGCGCGGAUGAUGUUCCCCGAGUUGUUGCGCAAGCUUUCGGACAAGAAGUCGGUCAUUUUGAACGCGACGAACAAGACGCUGGACUUGUUUCUGCAGCAUGCGAUGACGAUCGACCUGAUGAUGGAGGACCUGAGACUGGCGUGCGAUGCGUCUAAGAACAAGGCGCCGCCUGCGCGCGUCCAGACGAUGGCGUUCUUGACUCGCGCGGUGGAGAAUCGCUAUGUGGAUUUGAACGACAAGGUGCUGGUCGUGGCGUUUGGAGCGAUGUUCAUGAAGGGCAUCGACGAUAGCGACCCCAAGGUGCGUGAAGCGGGGCAGAAGGACUUUAUUGUACUCUUGCAAGCCACCGAGCAGACGGCUGGAUGGCUGCAGAGCAUGUUGGACGAGAUCUCUCGUAAGAAUCCACGGGCGUUUAAGGUUAUCCAGAAGGCGCUGGGGGCUGGCGCUGCGUCCACCGCUUCGUCUCGUCCUGGCAGUGCCCAAUCUUCUCGACCAGGAAGUGCCACCUCUCGUCCUGGUAGCGCCCCGCCGUCGCGUCCAGGUAGUGCGGGAAGUGCUGCCAGUCGCUCGAGUUUCGGCGGCUCUAAGGCGUCAGAGCCUGAUGGGGAUGUGGAGAUGGAUAGCACGCCCGCUCCUGGGGGCCUACGACGCCCGUCGUUGAAGAAGCGUGGGCCUCCUAGUCGACUGGGAGCGAAGCCUGGCACUCCAAGCGCGCAAUCGAAGGCAGCCUCCUCUAGAAAACCUGCCGCUGGAUCAAAUGCUGGUUCGUCGGGAGGAGCGAGCACUGACUUCACGCCAAUAGCCAUCUCGGUUACCGCAGAGGAAGCAGAGGACGUUAUUGCGGAGCUUGAGUUGGAGAACUGGAGCUCGAUCCAGGAAGGAUUCGCCAGCUCCAAGUGGAUGGAGCGCAAAGCUGCGAUUGAAGCUCUGGAGGAGUAUGCGAGAGCGAAUUCUGGAGUGAUGACUGUGCGCGUGAUCGAGGCGUUUGCGAUGUACCUAUCGACGCAAGUGAAGGACUUCAAGGACAGCAAUAUCAACGUGUUGAAGAGCGCGUUCCAAGCUGUGGGCACGUUGGCGGAGACUGCAGCGGGCAAGUUUCCGCGUGGUGUUGUUUGCCUCGUGACUCCGCGUGCGUGCGACAAGAUUGGCGACAGGAAGGCGAACGAGGCCGUGCGAGGGAUGCUCGUGCAGUUCUGCGAGGCUACCAGUCCCGCGUAUACGACUGGAUGCAUGAUCGAGUACAUGCCGAAGGUCCGCCUGCCGCUAGCGCACAUCGAGGCGCUCGUGGUCUUGUCGGACUGCGUGAAGGACUUUGGCGUGUCCAUCUGCAAUCCUCGCGCUGUUAUUGACUACGCGAAGGGUCCACAAGGCCUGGAAGGGUCCAACCCGAAGGUUCGCAGCGCUGCGACGGCGCUGCUCGGUACGAUGUACUCGCAAUUGGGCCCAGCGCUGCUUCCGAUCUUGAACCUGGAGAGCUGGAAGCCUGCGUUGGCCAAGACUGUAGAAGACGAGUUCAAGAAGGUGGGCUUCGAUCCAGCCAAGGCCCAGGCGACGAUUAAGCGCCAAGUGAAAAGCCAAGACGCGGCACCGGCUGCCGCAGACCCCGGCGCGCUGUUCGGGCGUGUCGAUGUGAGUAGCCAGAUCACCAAGGAGCUGCUGGAAGACAUGAAGAACGAGAAGGACAAGGUGGCGUGGAAGAAGCGCGCAGAGGCCAUGGAUAGCGUCCAAGCCAUCUGUGAAGGCGCCGGCUGCGCGAUUGAGUUCACGAGGCCUGUGCAAGAAGCUCUCCGCCAGCUCAAGGCUCGUCUGAACGACUCGAACGCCAACUUGAAGGUGAAGGCUGCGAACGUCAUUGGAGUCGUGGCUGCGAGUGUCGGGCCCGACAUCGCCAAGAUGUCGAAGGUUCUGGGCGCGAGUCUGGUCGCCGGUGUGGCCGACAACAAGAAGACGAUGCAAGCUGCGGCUGUGCAGGCUCUCCACAAGUGGGUUCGACACAACAACGAGACGUCAAGCGUGUGUGUGGAGAGUCUACUGGCUCCGUUAUCGGAAGGUCUUUCGAACACUGUGGGCAGAGCUGAGCUGCUCGGAUGGGCUGUAGAGCACCUGCAGAAGUGCGAAAAACUGGAUCUGAGCUGUCUGGUGGCUCCCACGGUGCAGUGCAUGAUGGACAAGUCGUCCGAGGCGCGUGAGAAGGCGCAGCUUGUGCUGAUUGAAGUCAUGAAGUCGGUGGGCAAGGACGUGGUGUUUACGACCGGGUGUCGGGAUAUUAAGCCAGCGGCCAUGCGCGCUCUCAAGCCUUUGCUGCAGAAAGUAAGCGACACAGUUGACACCAGUGGAGGUUCGAGCUUAUCUGCUACGGUGUCUGCCCCAGCACCUUCUGUAGCGCCUCCUGUAGCCAGUGGGCUGGAGCGUGGCGGACUUAAGAGAAGAGCGAGUGUAGCGGCGGGCAGUACCCCCGUCAAGUCGCGUCUUACGCGUCCCAGCUCGCUUCGUGCUCCUCCGGCAGCAGCUUCGCUAGCACCGGAGACUUCGACAAAGACGGCGCCGUUGCUGAAGAUGACUUCGAACAAGCCGGCGAGACUGUCCAAGGGCCAAUACAACAAGUGGAUCUUCGAGACGACGUCAACGAGUGAGAUGAACGCGCGCAAGAGUGAGAUCGAGGCCGAGUGGAAGCCUUUUUUGUCGCCAGAGUUCCACGCCAAGUUGUUCGCGCCUUCCUUGGAGAAGGGGAUGCUCGCUGCCAUGGACGAACUGACGCUGUGUGUUGUCCAUCAGCCAGACGAAGUGAUCUCGGCGCUGGACCUCGUGAUGAAGUGGUGCAGUCUUCGUAUCGUGGACAACAACGUCCAAGCGCUGGCGAAGCUGCUAGAAGUGCUGGUCAAGCUGUUCGAGAUGCUGCGAGAGUCUGGAUAUCAACUGGAGGACGUCGAGGCGGCGAUUCUGCUGCCGUAUCUUCUGCAGGAAAGCGGCCAGUCGAAGCCGCGCUUCCGCGUCCGCUUCCGUGACGUCAUGAAGCUGGUUGUGGCGGUGUACAGCCCCGACAAGUACGUCCCGUAUCUGAUGGAGUGUUUCAACGGGUCGAAGAACAUGAAGAGCAGGUGCGAGUGCAUCGAUCUGGUCGAGUAUAUCGUCGGUUUGCAUGGAUACCAAGUGCUCGGGCGCAAGUGUAUCAAGGACGUGGGCAAGUUCGUCGUGGCGCACGAGAAGGAGCUCCGAGAGAGUGCCAUCAACACGCUCGUGGCUGUGUACAUGCGCACGGAAGGCGGGAAUCCAGACAAGUUUUUCCGCUUUGCGGGCAUCACCACACAGCAGGGAAUGGACCUGCUGAACGCGCGUCUUAAGCAUCUACCGGCCAGCACUCUCCAGGGCGAAGCGGCUGCAACGCAGGAGGUUGCUCCAGAGCCUCAGCAGCGUCCUCAACGCACAGGAUUUGGCUUUGGCUUUGGACGAGCUGCUGCUGCGACAACAGCACCAACGACGACGAGGUCGGACCCAGUCAAGGAGCAGCCAGUGGUGGAGUCGGCAGCUCCGCAAUUUAGCUCUGAAUCGCACAAUGUGGACAUGGACGCACUCGAACACGAGGCUGAGUCAGAGGCUCAGAGUGCCGUCAUUGAGGAGCUGCUGCUGCGCCCGAUUGAGAUGCUGAUCAACUCGUCCAAGGAGGUGGUGCCGGCGGGCUCGCCUGCGUACAAGGAAGGCGGCAAUGCGCUGAAAGGGCUGUAUGCGAUAAUCAACCGGCCGUCCGACCCGGCGGAGCUUGAGUUCUUGCACUCGUACGUGAACGAGAUUGUGCUGGCCUUGUGUGACUGUAUCCAUGGCGCGUUCUACGCCGGCAACGCCGAGAAGAGACCGGAGAUGUACAUCCUCGCGAUCAGCAUCACGACGCUCACCGUCGUGUUCAGUAGCGACGCGGUGACGAGCAUGCAGCGUUACACGGUGGAGCGAGUGCUGCUGGAGUUGUGCUCGAAGAUCAUGGACCCGCGCAUGGAGAAGUUUGCAGAGAAGGCGAAUCUGACUGCAGCGGAGAUCGCGAUGCUGCCUCCCGAAGAGAAGCGCUAUCUCAUGGUGUUCAAGGCGCUGUACAAGGCGAUGCGGAAGCUGACGGAGAGAGCAAAGGCGGGCGACGUCUAUCCGUCGGUGAUCAAUCUCCUGCAGCGUCUGAUGCACAAUGAUGUGGGCGACUACAACAAGAACGACACGCUCAAGCACUUGCUGAAGGAGGACUCGCUGGACCAGCUCGUGGGUCGAAUCUUACUCAAGCUGUCGAAUGUCCAAGCGAACUCGCUGACGCCGUUUGAGGAGAUCGACAUCUUCGGCGUGCUCAUGCAGAUGCACAUGUCUCUCGACUUUACCUGGAGCGGAAGUCAUGAUGGUGGAUAUUGCUAA
Molecule: messenger RNA, 5859 nt
Organism: Phytophthora infestans T30-4
Lineage: Eukaryota; Oomycota; Peronosporomycetes; Peronosporales; Peronosporaceae
Product: cytoskeleton-associated protein, putative
Exons: 1
Coding region: 1-5859 (1952 amino acids)
Biological process (GO): mitotic spindle organization; centrosome duplication; establishment or maintenance of microtubule cytoskeleton polarity
Cellular component (GO): microtubule plus-end; centrosome; kinetochore
Molecular function (GO): microtubule plus-end binding; microtubule plus end polymerase activity
Source: RefSeq, a predicted model, not a curated record